Molecule: messenger RNA, 1155 nt
Organism: Prosopis cineraria
Lineage: Eukaryota; Viridiplantae; Streptophyta; Magnoliopsida; Fabales; Fabaceae
Exons: 2
Coding region: 497-1018 (173 amino acids)
Source: RefSeq, a predicted model, not a curated record
GUUUGGUGUCGAAACUUCCCUUCUGGCCUUCCGUAGAGCUUCAUUGCAAUUAGCGUCCCAUUGGUGGUUUUCGAACCCACUUGGUUCAAAUUGCAGAAAGCCCAGUAGAGAGAAGUGCUAUGCCUAUGAUCCUUGAUUAAUCCCAAGUCCUCUUUUGUGCUUUUAUAAGCCCCCACCUUAAUCUCUCUAGAGAGGCUAUCAAGCUACAUGCCUCCCAGCUCCGGAAAAUUCCAAAGAAUCCACCAUCUAUUGACUAUUCUCUCUCCUACUCAUAAGUUCCAUAUGUUGCCAAAUAACAUUCACAUGUCUCUGUUUCAUAUGGAAAAGAUAAAUUAUUUCCAACUUUUCGCUUGAAGUUUGUUCACCACUAACAUCUUCCCCUCAUUGUCUACACAGCGAACUCGUUUACUAUGUGUCAAGGCCUUUGAAAGCAAAGCUAUUGCAGAACAUCACAGACACUACUAGGGAGCUUCCCUCCAUUUUUGCAAAGUUGGCCAUGAACCCGAUAGUUUUCUUGCUUCUUUUAUCCUUGUUUACACCCGUUUUGGAAGUUGAGCCCGCAAAACCCAGGCUGCCAGGGAAACCCAGGUUACCCAGCUCCCACAUCACUGUGAUGGGCUUCGUUUACUGUGACACCUGCUCCAAUAACAGCUUUUCCAGACACAGCUACUUCCUGUCAGGAGUAGAAGUCAAAAUAGAUUGCAUGUUUAAAGCGCGCUCAGCUAAAACAAAGGAACAGAUAACAGUUUCAGUGAACAGAACGACAGAUAAGCAUGGAAUGUACAAGCUGGAAAUACCAUCAGUUGAUGGAGUGAAAUGUGCCGAAGACCCUGAUGUUGCAUCUUCUUGCCAAGUAAAUUUAAUGGGGAGUUCAUCCUCCUCAUGCGAUGUUCCUAGCUACAGAAGCACAUCUAAUGAGAUAACAGUCAAAGCAAGAAGAGACAAUCUCUGCAUUUACAGUCUAACUCCUUUGAGUUACAGACCAUCUAAGAAGGAUAUCGCCUUGUGUGGUAACUAAAAGAAGCAGCUUACACUUGUAGUCUGUUGAAUUACUUGGCCACUUGUGUUUGACAAAUUCCAAGAACUCAGAUAUGCGCUAUCUUAUUUUAGCCUAUCAGGGGCACAGAUAUUUUCUUUCUCCCUCUUGAUUGUUUA